CUCUCUUCCUACCCUCGAAUCCUUCUCAUGCUACCUUUAAAACCCCUUUUACCGGCAUUAACACAAGCAGGUAGUCCACACACCUCCUUGGUCCGUCCAAGCCACUCCCUCCACUCCAAUAAAUUUCACCUGAAAAAGUCAGUAGUGCAAUAGAGUAAGAUAGAGAUGGCAAUGGCUGCAAGAUCUGCUGCAGUGCUCAACGGCCUGGGAUCACCCUUCUUGUCCGGCGGAAAGAGGAGCCAGAGCUUGCUGCUAUCGUCCAGCAUUGGAGCCCGAGUCGGUACUGUCGUUGCCUCCCGUAGGGUGAUCGUCGCUGCAGCAGCCACCAAGAAGUCUUGGAUCCCCGCCGUUAGAAGAGGUGGCAACUUAAUUGACCCCGAGUGGCUUGAUGGCUCGCUCCCAGGAGACUUCGGGUUCGACCCAUUGGGGCUAGGCAAAGACCCAGCCUUCCUGAAGUGGUACAGAGAAGCAGAGCUGAUCCACGGCAGAUGGGCCAUGGCUGCAGUGGUGGGGAUCUUUGUGGGCCAGGCCUGGAGUGGAAUCCCAUGGUUCGAGGCCGGUGCUGACCCAAGUGCAAUUGCACCGUUCUCCUUCGGGUCACUUUUGGGGACCCAACUUCUGCUUAUGGGAUGGGUGGAGAGCAAGAGAUGGGUUGACUUCUUCAGCCCGGAGUCUCAGUCGGUCGAGUGGGCAACCCCGUGGUCCAAGACCGCCGAGAACUUUGCGAACGCCACAGGGGAACAGGGCUACCCGGGUGGGAAGUUCUUCGACCCAUUGUCGUUAGGGGGAACCAUCAAGAAUGGUGAAUACAUCCCUGACCCGGAGAAGCUGGAGAGAUUGAAGUUAGCUGAGAUCAAGCAUGCCCGGCUUGCCAUGGUAGCUAUGCUCAUUUUCUACUUCGAGGCGGGUCAAGGAAAGACACCCCUUGGUGCCCUGGGCUUGUAAAAGUUGUAAAACAUGUUUGUUUUGUUCCAAACUUUGUAUAAAUUGAGGUUCCGUUUGAUUUUGUUUUA
This is a messenger RNA of Macadamia integrifolia, 1013 nucleotides long. Its product is annotated as chlorophyll a-b binding protein CP24 10A, chloroplastic-like. Gene Ontology annotation, biological process: photosynthesis, light harvesting in photosystem I; response to light stimulus. The record is from RefSeq and is a predicted model, not a curated record. The transcript has 2 exons. Lineage: Eukaryota; Viridiplantae; Streptophyta; Magnoliopsida; Proteales; Proteaceae. The coding region runs from base 166 to 945 and encodes 259 amino acids. Gene Ontology annotation, cellular component: membrane.